Pelobates cultripes (western spadefoot toad) is the source of this 2472-nucleotide messenger RNA. The record is from the annotation of a GenBank genome assembly. Lineage: Eukaryota; Metazoa; Chordata; Amphibia; Anura; Pelobatidae.
AGUCGCUGUCCGUUAGUCAGUGAGCGCGAGCGAGCCGCCAUGUCUGGAUUCGAUGACCCCGGCCUCUUCUACAGUGACAGCUUCGGGGGCGGCGGCGGAGACACACAGCCCGGGGAGGACGGGCACAACAACAAAGCCCAGCUCAAGAAACGCUUCCGGGAAUUCCUCCGGCAGUACCGGGUGGGAACCGACCGCACCGGCUUCACAUUCAAAUACCGAGAUGAGCUGAAGCGCCGCUAUAACCUGGGAGAAUACUGGAUCGAGGUGGAGCUGGAGGAUCUGGCCAGCUUCGAUGAGGAACUGUCAGAGUAUCUACACAAACAGCCCACAGAGCAUCUGCAUCUGUUGGAAGAAGCAGCCCAAGAAGUUGCAGAUGAAGUGACUCGUCCUAGACCUCCUGGUGAAGAGACUGUUCAGGAAAUCCAGGUCAUGCUACGCUCUGAUGCCAACCCUGCCAACAUCCGCAGCCUCAAGUCAGAACAAAUGUCUCACCUUGUGAAGAUCCCAGGGAUUAUCAUUUCUGCUACUGCUGUGAGAGCAAAAGCCACCAAGAUUUCUAUCCAGUGUCGAAGCUGUAGAAAUACGAUCAGCAAUAUAUCUGUGCGACCUGGUUUAGAGGGCUAUGCCAUGCCGCGCAAGUGCAAUUCUGAGCAGACCGGACGCCCCAAGUGUCCGCUAGAUCCUUACUUUAUCAUCCCAGACAGAUGUAAGUGUGUGGACUUCCAGACAUUGAAGCUGCAAGAGUCGCCGGAUGCUGUGCCCCAUGGGGAGCUGCCACGUCAUAUGCAACUGUACUGUGACAGGUACCUUUGUGACAAGGUUGUUCCUGGAAACAGAGUGACUAUUGUUGGUAUUUACUCAAUUCGUAAGAGUGGCAAAACAUCCACCAAAGGAAGAGACCGCGUGGGUGUUGGAAUUCGCAGCUCUUAUAUAAGGGUGGUCGGUAUUCAGGUGGAUACGGAAGGUACAGGGAGAAGUGCAGUCGGUGCUGUAACUCCUCAGGAGGAAGAAGAGUUUCGGCGCUUGGCAUCAAAGCCUCGGAUCUAUGAUACAGUUGCUAAGAGCAUUGCACCCUCCAUAUAUGGAAGCAGUGAUAUUAAAAAAGCUAUUGCCUGCCUGCUGUUUGGUGGGUCCCGCAAGCGGCUUCCUGACGGACUUACACGUAGGGGGGACAUCAACCUUUUGAUGCUGGGAGAUCCCGGCACAGCUAAAUCUCAGCUUCUGAAAUUUGUAGAGAGAUGUUCUCCUAUAGGGGUUUACACCUCAGGGAAGGGGAGCAGUGCAGCUGGUCUAACUGCGUCUGUCAUGCGGGAUCCGGUAUCCCGUAACUUUAUUAUGGAAGGAGGAGCCAUGGUUCUUGCUGAUGGAGGUGUGGUUUGCAUUGACGAGUUUGAUAAGAUGCGUGAGGAUGACAGAGUUGCUAUCCAUGAGGCCAUGGAACAGCAGACUAUCUCAAUUGCCAAGGCUGGCAUCACCACAACCCUGAAUUCACGGUGCUCGGUGCUGGCAGCCGCAAACUCUGUCUAUGGAAGAUGGGAUGAUACAAAAGGAGAGGAGAACAUUGACUUCAUGCCCACCAUCCUCUCACGAUUUGAUAUGAUCUUCAUAGUGAAGGAUGAGCAUAAUGAACAAAGAGACAUGACAUUGGCCAAGCACGUGAUGAAUGUACAUCUGAGUGCACGGACACAGAUGAAUGCUGUGGAGGGUGAAAUAGAGCUUAGUACUCUGAAGAAGUACAUUGCUUAUUGUCGAAUGAAAUGUGGCCCAAGACUUUCAGCGGAGUCGGCAGAGAAACUAAAAAACCGCUAUGUUCUUAUGCGUAGUGGAGCCCGUGAACACGAGCGUGAGAGUGAGAAGAGGUCCAGCAUACCAAUUACUGUCCGACAAUUGGAAGCCAUUGUGAGAAUUGCGGAGUCUCUCAGUAAGAUGAAAUUACAGCCAUUUGCCACAGAGACUGAUGUUGAAGAGGCGCUUCGUCUUUUCCAGGUGUCCACUCUGGAUGCCGCCAUGUCUGGAAGCUUGUCUGGAGUGGAAGGAUUCACUACCCAAGAGGACCAGGAGAUGCUAUCGCGUGUUGAGAAGCAGCUGAAAAGAAGAUUUGCAAUUGGCUCACAAGUGUCUGAGCACAGCAUCAUCCAGGACUUCCUAAAACAGAAAUACCCUGAGCAUGCAAUCCACAAAGUUCUGCAUUUGAUGAUGAGGCGUGGCGAAAUACAGCAUCGUCUGCAGCGUAAAGUUCUCUACCGGAUCAAAUAGUCCAAUGCUCACCAUGGGGAGAUGAGAAACCACCAGCUAAGAACUUGGGAGGCUGCUUGGAUGUAAAAGGACAUGAGCUUCUGCUUUUUCAUACAGAACAAGCUUUUUUUUUUUUUCAACGUUGCCUUCAAAUGCCUUACAUCACACUGUAUUCUGCAGGAUCCAGACUUACUGCCUAAUGUUUAUUAAAUUCUAUUGGUAGCAAUAAAAAAGAAA